CGGUGAUGCUGUCUAACUGAUACUCAUUGGCUGUAACAGGACGGUGAUGCUGUCUAACUGAUAAUUUUAAGUAACCAUAUCAUAUAGAGGUAAAUUAAAACAGCAAAUCUACUAAGAUACUGCGUGAAUUUCCUGACAAAGUAUAUUUUCUCUGUUGGCGGAUUUGGCUUAUAUUUAAGAGACGGCGUACGGCGAUCUACGAAAACAAAAAAUAUUAAUUUUAAGACCUAUUUAACUAUGGACCGAGAGACUCUUCAGUAACAUCGCGGCCAUCACGAUGAUGAAUGUAGUGAAGACGACGAAAACCAAGGACGAGUUUGAGCACAAGCCGCUGGUUGGCAAAGCCAAGGAAGCGUUCAUGAGGGUGAUGGACAAGAGUCCAGAACCCUCGCUCAGCGAGAAGGUGGCCGUGUUCUUCAACGAGACGAGCUUCACGCCUUUGGUGCGCAUCUACAACGCAUCCAACUGGUUCAAGAGGAUCUGCUGGCUCGUCGUUGUCCUCGGGAUGCUCUCCUGGCUGUCCGUGCAGUGCAUUUGGCUCUUCCAGCGCUACUUCAGGUACCCCGUGGAGGUCAAGAUGGAUAUCGUGUUUGCCAAGGAGCUGGAGUUCCCGAGCGUCACCGUGUGCAACAUGAACCCUCUGAAGAGGUCAAUGACUAAAUACGAGCCUUACUUCUUGCUGGAGGGUUUUGUGGAUCCCAAACCCGAGAACCUGAUGAUGACACGCUUCAUGGAAAAACACAUAGACGAGGAUUCUACACAAUUUCUUACGACUUAUACACCACCACCAUCAGAGGUUACAACUACAGCGUCACAACAACCAUCAGAGGCUACAACUACAGCGUCACAACCACCACCUGAAAGUACAACUACAGCGUCACCACCACCCGAAAGUACAACUACAUCGUCACCGCCACCUGAAAGUACAACUACUACUUCUGGGAAAAGGUGGAGGAAGCGAGACACUAGCGAGGAGACCCAGCGCCGGGUUGCCACGAACAAGACUUACAACCAGUGGACCAUGCUGGAAGACCGGAACCUGUCCACGGCGUACUACCAACAGAGGGACAUGGGCUACAGGGCGGCCAUGAAGUACGCCUCCUUCUCUCAGCUUUUCUCACAGUCAGUCGUCAUGGCAGGGGGACACAGUAUCAUGGACUUCAUAGUGUCCUGCAAAAUGGGAGGUUUUAUGUGUUCUCCCAUGAAUUUCACACAGUUUCUGAACCACAAGUACGGCAACUGCUUUACAUUCAACGGGCCGGACAAUUUGGUUAACUUAAGCACCCGGUUUGCUGGACCUAUUUACGGUCUGUCGCUCGAGAUGUACAUAGAGCAGAAGGAGUAUAUAGGGUCGUUGACCCAAGCUGCCGGUGUGAGAGUGCUGAUCCACCCACGUAACUCUAUGCCGUUCCCAGAGGAUCAAGGCAUUUCCAUACCGCCAGGGUACGAAACCUAUGUUGGGAUCCGAAUGGUUGAUAUAGGACGUCUGCCUGAGCCUCACGGCACGUGCGCCUCCGAGGGGACAGAACCCGACUUGUACAUGACGUACCAGAACACGACGUACUCCAAGCUCUCCUGCAUGAAGUCCUGUUACCAGAGGAUCAUUUUAGAAAACUGCGGCUGCGCAGUGCCUUUCUUCUAUGUGGUGAAUUGGACAAAUGGCUGUAACAUGUCAGAUCCAGAAACAGAGAUGUGCGUGAAAGAGUUACCGAGUACCCAGUCAGAGGCUUACGACCAGUGCAAUGUGAAAUGUCCACCGCCGUGCAGUGAGGUGAAGUUUGAGAAAACAAUAUCUUCCGCACAAUGGCCUUCGGGUCAGUAUGCUAAAACGUUGAGCGCCAAAAUAAAGCAGACAAGCUAUCAGUUUAUGUCAUCGGAAAUUAAUCCCGAGAAAGAGUUUGCGAAGCUCGACGUCUACUAUGAAGACCUGAUGUAUGAGAAAAUAGAACAGCAGCAAGCUUACGAAUCGCCCAAUCUGAUCAGUGACGUAGGCGGUCAGCUGGGCCUGUGGCUGGGUCUGUCUGCCUUCACCCUCGGGGAGCUGUUGAGUUUCCUCGUGUCUCUUGCCAAAACUGUGUGUCUUCAGAGGAGAAACCGCGCGCCCGUUGUUACACCCGUCGAGAAACUCGAUUUAAACACCAUCCGGGCUUAGACAGACAUCAUUAAAGGGACUAUCGUCAGUUUUCAGCCAUAACAAGACUCCAAUUAGACACCCCCCACCCCCAACGGAAUAAACACACAUCUUGCUUUUAAAGCACUAUAUUGCCUGAACAUGUUUUAAAUAUAAAACAUUAUACGGACAAAUACAUUUGGAAUAACAUUUGGUAUUAAAGUACUAUGUUUCCAUGUUUUAAAUAUAAUGCAAUGUAGUUUGAUGGCGAUGUUAAAGAAGAUGCCACACAUUAUACAAAGGUAAAAUGAAUUUCUUGACCAUCAAAUAGGGAGCGGGACUCCACCUAAAUCUGCGCCUGAACAUGUCCUACUCAGCUGCGCCUAGUUAUUAGUAAUGUUGUUACUUGUAAUAGUCCAUAUGGAUGUAUACCACUACCAAAUCGAAACAAAUCCAAAAUCCUGACGAUCAACUAGCAACCUAUGUGGCUAAAGCAACAACCUUUCGAUUAAAAUAUACUCUAUACAUAUAAAGACUAUAAUCCCUCAACAUUAACGAAAACCACUAGUAUGCCGAUAGUCUUGGAUAUAUAGAACAGCAAACGUCUUUGUCUGCUCUUAGUUCAGCAUAUUUUGACUUGGUGACAUCAAGCACACAAGUACAAGCCCCAUGUUCAACCAGCAAACGUUUCGCUAACGUUCGCGAACUAUUUGAUUGAUUCCCGGCAUGGAAGCGUAUAAACCAGUCUAGCGGACGUUUUUCUGCACGGUCUGGCUGAACGCUGCCCUGGUAUGAUACACCAAAGCAACACAUUAUGACAACAUGUCCGAUAUAUCAUCAUUAGCAUACAAGGUGGUAUUUAAUGCUCUGUUUAAAAUUGGUCGCACUUCGAACUUCGACCGGAUGAUACGAUGCUGUGGUGUGUAAUGAUGGGAAAACUUUAUAUUCAUACUCUUCGAUUUUCUAGAAGACAAAUGCUUGAAAUAUCUUGGAGGGGGUGGGGUAUUACCGCUUGCUCAAGUAGACCGUUAUGUUCACGAUUUCUUUUAAGACGUGUGACAGUGCUGCCUUUUUCACUUUUCGCUUUCAUACGACGUUUGUUUCAAAUUGACAUAUACAGGUACUUAGUUUUACCGACCAACGCCUGGUCAACAAAUAUAUUAGGACAAAGAUUGGGCUAUGGAUGUAUCAUUAUGUUGUGUUUUGGUAAAUGUUUAAUAUUAAUUGUACGUUGGAGUUUUAUUAGAAACCUGCUGCCCAACCCCUAUUUGAAUUCGUCUCUGGUACAGACCCCUCACUAACCACUAACCAACUAACCAGUGGCGGAUCCAGAGGGGGCCCCCAGUGACAUGAGGUGGAAUGCCAAGGGAACUUUGGGGGAGGUUUGGAGGGGGAUCGUAAAAAAAGAAAG
Messenger RNA from Gigantopelta aegis, 3521 nucleotides. RefSeq names its product degenerin-like protein asic-1. Gene Ontology annotation, molecular function: ligand-gated sodium channel activity. The coding region runs from base 278 to 2152 and encodes 624 amino acids. The record is from RefSeq and is a predicted model, not a curated record. Gene Ontology annotation, cellular component: membrane. The transcript is spliced from 11 exons. Lineage: Eukaryota; Metazoa; Mollusca; Gastropoda; Neomphalida; Peltospiridae. Gene Ontology annotation, biological process: sodium ion transmembrane transport.